AUGCAUCAAACGCCACUUCGGCAUGCUCAGGCCUUGCAGAAGCUUCUCCGUACGAAGACCCUCAAGGACUUCCGUGCUGCCCACAACGCCUUGGAGGAUGCGGGGGCCAAGGUCGUGGCAGAAUGCCUCGACUCUGAACUCUGUGCGAUCGAACGACUGAGCCUCGUGGCCAACGGGAUCGGCACGAAAGGAUUCGAGGCUCUGGCCUCCAGCCAGCGAAAUGCGGCCGCUCAGCUCCACAUCGCCGGAAACCUUACGAACCUAGACUGGGAUGAUCGGGUGGAGGCUGCCGCGAGGCUGAGUCAAUGCUUCAGGCUGAUGGACGUGGUGGUGGUGGUGGCAUACAGGGACAAGUCGACUGCUGUUGACAAAGCCCAGGAGGUGCGGCAGGCUCUCCGAGAUGGCCACGUCGAGAUCUUUUGGAAGAAACGAGAGGGUCGCAAGGAGCUGGCUGCGGCCUUGCAGGGCCAGUCUCGGCUCCAGGUGUUACAGAUCGAGGAGGGCAAGGAUGUCGAGGCGGUCGUGUUGGAGGCCCUCGAGGGCCAUGUCGCGCUGAAGAGCCUCGUACUCGUCGGGGGAAUCAACGGCUCGCUGUCGGAGGCCCUGGGCAUCGCCCUGGAUGGAAGGUCUGGUCUUGAGGAGCUGGUCUUAAAAAACGGCUUCAUCAAUCCAGAAAGAAUGCAGGCCCUGGCGCCCGCUCUCAAGGGCCUCGCCGCCCUGAAGGUCCUUGAUCUAGCCAGCAACAAGAUCGGGCCCGACGGGGCGAAGGCCCUGGCGGAGUCCCUCACGGGCAUGUCCUUGCUCGAGCGGUUGCACCUACAGCGCAACAAGAUCGGUUCAGAAGGUGCUGAGGCCCUCGUGCCCGCUCUCAAGGGCCUCGCCGCGCUGAAGUUCCUUGGUCUAGGCGACAACGGUCUCGGGGACGACGGGGCGAAGGCCCUGGCGCCCGCUCUCAAGGGCCUCGCCGCGCUGAAGGACCUUUAUCUAAGCAGCAACGAUCUUCGGGACGACGGGGUGAAGGCUCUGGCGGAGUCCCUCACGGGCAUGUCCUUGCUCGAGCAGUUGGUCCUAUACGGCAACAAGAUCGGUUCAGAGGGUGCUCAGGUGUCCAAGGCCCUUCGCUCGGGAAAGCAACUUCGCCGCCAGGCCCUCGCGCCCGCUCUCAAGGGCCUCGCCGCGCUGAAGGUCUUUGAUCUAGACGAAAACGAUCUCGGAGACGACGGGGUGAAGGCGCGUCGUGGGAGAACCACGAGCAUGUCCAUGCGAUUCUUGGUGGUCGAGGUCUUGAGCUUUUCUUUUUCGUUCAUAAGAGAAGGUCUAGAUGCGGAUGAUGAGGAAGGUGGUACACUCCAACAAUGCCACGAUACCAUAAUUCCCAUAGUUUAG
Molecule: messenger RNA, 1386 nt
Organism: Symbiodinium necroappetens
Lineage: Eukaryota; Dinophyceae; Suessiales; Symbiodiniaceae
Source: the annotation of a GenBank genome assembly